This is a messenger RNA of Cajanus cajan (pigeon pea), 1115 nucleotides long. Its product is annotated as transcription factor HEC1. Gene Ontology annotation, biological process: regulation of DNA-templated transcription. Gene Ontology annotation, molecular function: DNA-binding transcription factor activity; protein dimerization activity. The record is from RefSeq and is a predicted model, not a curated record. NCBI's taxonomy places the organism in Eukaryota, Viridiplantae, Streptophyta, Magnoliopsida, Fabales, Fabaceae.
GUGACCGUGCUGGAUAUUGUUGUUGUUGGUCGGUUGUAGAGACAAAUAAUAAUCUAUCUUUUUUCUUUCUAUCUUCUUCUGCACUCUCCUUCUUCUACUAUUUUAUUCUUUCUCUCACCCUUUAUCACCACAAACCCUACUUCCACAACUGGUUCCUGAGCCCUCCCAUACUCUGCGCCUCUCUUUUCCUACCUUCCCCACUCUCCUAUUUCAUGGACGUGGACAUAGUGAAGACUUCCGCGUGUGACACCACCAACAUGGACAUGAUGGCAAUGAUGAUGCAAAUGGAAAAGUUCCCUGAUUUCUGCGACCCUUUUUAUACCCUUUACCAAGAAACCGACCUAUUAUCAAGUGGAAGCGUUUCCACCGUAUUCAACAGUAUAACUCCACCGACUCUCACCGAUCCACCACAAUCAAAUGUUAACUUCUUCAACAACAACAACAACAACAACGUUAUCCAACAACAACACAUGACGACAACACUACCGUCGCAUGACACUUUGGAGAAAAAGAACUCGAUGGCGGCGAUGAGGGAAAUGAUAUUCCGAAUAGCGGUGAUGCAACCGAUUCACAUAGACCCGGAAUCGAUUAAGCCACCAAAGAGAAGGAACGUGAAGAUUUCGAAGGAUCCACAGAGCGUGGCUGCGAGGCACAGAAGAGAAAGGAUAAGCGAGAGGAUAAGGAUUCUUCAGAGAUUAGUCCCUGGUGGCACGAAAAUGGACACGGCUUCGAUGUUGGAUGAGGCCAUUCACUACGUGAAGUUCUUGAAGAAACAGGUGCAGACGCUGGAACAAGCAGGGGCAAAUAGACCACCACACAAUAAUAAUGCUGUUCCUAUUGGUGGUGUUGUUAGUUUCCCUCUUGGAAUUUCUAACUCCAAUGCUAAUUAUUCUUCUUUGUUCAUGAAGGGUUGUCAACCUUGUCAAAUGUUGGGUUCCACUUCUAAGCAAUUGCUCAGUUGAGAGGAUUUAUUUGCUUGUUUUGUGAUGAAAGAAGCAAUGAGUUAUGUAAUGUUAAUUAAUUGGUGUAUGUAUGCAUGGUUUGGCCUAGUGGAUCGUCAAGAAAAUUUUUAUCCAUGUUAUGGCCAUUCUUGAAAUGAAUUUCUUUUGCUUUCA